AUGGGUGACUCCUACGCCACCGCCUUCCCCAGCGCCCCGGGGCUGCUCUCGCCCUCCGCCAGCCCCCAGGCCUCCCCCGGCCCCUACGGCCCCGACUACGGCCCCUUCGGCCACCCCUUCCCGGCCCCCUCGGGCACCCAGGAGGUGCUGGGAGCCCCCGUGGUGGUGACAGCCAAGGGACACCCCCCUGGCGACUGCCUGCCGGGGGUCUACCCCUCGCUGGAGAUGCCGCAUCCCUACGGCUCCUGGUACAAGGGCGGCAUCGGCGGGGGGCUGCCGGGGGGCUCGGGGCCGGCGGCCCCUUCCUGGUGGGACGUGCACCCCAACGGGGGCUGGCUGGGGGGGCCCGCGGGCGCCGAGGGGCUGCAGGGCUCGCUGCAGGGCCAGCCCACCCUCAGCCCCCCGCUGCCCACCUACGGCUCCGACUUCGGGGCUCUGAACCCCCCGCCUUACACCAACCCCCCCGCCGCGCCCCCCGCCCCGAAGCCCAACCCGGGCGAGGCCCCGAAGGGUCCCCGCGGCGGCUCUUUAGGGGGUCGCCCGGCGUGCGAUUGUCCCAACUGCCAGGAGCUGGAGCGGCUGGGGGGGCCGGGGGGGGCCCGCAGGAAGCCGGUGCACAGCUGCCACAUCCCGGGCUGCGGGAAGGUGUACGGGAAAGCCUCGCACCUGAAGGCUCACCUGCGCUGGCACACGGGCGAGAGGCCCUUCGUCUGCAACUGGCUCUUCUGCGGGAAGCGCUUCACCCGCUCCGACGAGCUGGAGCGGCACGUCCGGACCCACACGCGGGAGAAGAAGUUCACCUGCCUGCUCUGCAGCAAACGCUUCACCCGCAGCGACCACCUCAGCAAGCACCAGAAGACCCACGCGGACCCCGGCCCCCCCAAGCCGCCCCCCGGCACCGAGCAGCCCCCGCCCGCCGCGUCCCCCCGCCAGCCGCCCGCCUCUCCCGGCAAAGACGCCGGGAGUCCCGAAGCCGGGAGUUUGUUGGAGAUUUGAGCCUUUCAUCCUUCCAUCCUCAUCCUCCUCCGCGCCGCUGGGGAUAUUUAUUAUGGGGUGCUGCCCCCACCCCCACUUCUCCCCAAAUCUCCCCCUAUCCCCCCGCCCCCCAAUUCCUCCCCAGCUCCUCGUUAGCCGUUGUAAUUUAUGUCUUAAAUUAUGGGGGGGCUCUCCGAGCGCUCUGGGGCUCACUGGGGGGGUGUCAAGGUGAGACCCCUCCCUUCUUUCUCUUCCUCU
Neopelma chrysocephalum (saffron-crested tyrant-manakin) is the source of this 1233-nucleotide messenger RNA. RefSeq names its product transcription factor Sp7-like. The record is from RefSeq and is a predicted model, not a curated record. Gene Ontology annotation, biological process: regulation of transcription by RNA polymerase II. Gene Ontology annotation, molecular function: DNA-binding transcription factor activity, RNA polymerase II-specific; RNA polymerase II cis-regulatory region sequence-specific DNA binding. NCBI's taxonomy places the organism in Eukaryota, Metazoa, Chordata, Aves, Passeriformes, Pipridae.